ACUACUCCUGCGUUACCCUCCACCAUCUUUACACAUCCCAUAUUCCCACUGACGGCCGCCGGCAAUCUAAUUCAACUGUGUGCCCACCAACGCAAAUUCGUAUAAUCUCGAUACACUCCCAUUGGAUAUAAACUUAAUCGCAUUGUCUCUAUGUUAUUACUGAGGUUCACGGUCUAGUCCUGCUGGCGAUCCAAGCAAACUAAACUGAACCGCGUUGUAGUAAAGGUGCUGAGGCUGUGACUAACUUGGAGUGCGACUACAGCUGGGCACCUCUCAGUGUAGAGUGAGAGCGGCUGCUGGCAAGUGAGCCAAGUUCCUAAAUUUCAGUAGUUUCAGUUCAUGUUACUUAUUUCAGUUUAGUUGUUCGGUGAGACUGAGAAUCGACUUGUGAGAGUUUUCUGUUUAUUCGUUCCGGUACGCCUUUGUGCAUUGUAAAGUGGUGGUCAGUGACAGGAUCUACCAUUUUUCGGAAUUCAUUCAGAGUGUUUAUAAAAAGAGAAGCACGAGUUACCAUUUUCUCGGUAAAUAUCAUUGAAAGACAGUGGUAUCAGUAAUAUCCCGUUUCUGAACUUUUCUAAAGAGGCCGGAUUUUGUCACGGUUUCGGAACAAUGCAAACCAACGGUUCGGAAAAUAUGGAGAAUGGUGCUGAUAAAACAGGAUGGACGAUUGGCUUAAUUAAUGGGAAAUUUAAAUACCUAACAGCCGAGACUUUUGGUUUUAAAAUCAAUGCCAAUGGAGCGAGUUUAAAAAAGAAACAACUUUGGACUUUAGAAGGAAGUGAGCAUCAGGUUUAUCUUCGUUCUCAUCUUGAUCGCUAUUUGGCUGUUGAUCAGUUCGGUAAUGUCACGUGCGAGACUGAAGAUGCUUCGGAUCCAGGAUGUCCCUUUCAAAUAAUGCUCGCAACAGAUGGAAGUGGAAGAUGGGCCUUGAAAAACGUUCAGCGAGGUUAUUUCCUGGGUUCGAGCCAAGAUGAACUCAAAUGUACUGCGAAAGCUCCAGGUGAAGCUGAAUAUUGGCUCGUUCAUCUCGCUGCCAGACCGCAGGUUAACUUGAGGUCAGCUGGACGAAAGCGCUUCGCUCACUUGAGCGCAAUGCAAGACGAAAUCCACGUAGAUGCACCUGUACCAUGGGGAGAAGACACUCUUUUCACUCUGGAAUUCCGCCCAACGGCUUCAGCUGAUGCCGAUGGCGACCGUGCUAAAUCCGUAGGCGGACAUUACGCUCUUCACACUUGCAACAACAAAUAUCUUGCUCGAGACGGAAAGUUGCUUGAUACAUGUACUCGCGACUGUCUUUAUGCAGCAGAGUUUCACGCUGGUCUUCUUGCUCUUAGGGAUAUUCAUGGAGCGUAUUUGGCACCAAUUGGAAGCAAGGCUGUCCUCAAAACGCGCUCAACCACUGUGACGCGCGAUGAACUUUUCUCUCUCGAAGAAUCUUUGCCCCAAGCUUCAUUCGUUGCGGCUCUCAAUCAGCGCUACGUUUCAGUCAAACAAGGUGUUGACGUAACAGCAAAUCAAGAUGAAAUUUCUGGCCACGAAACUUUCCAACUUGAGUUUGAUCGAGUGACAAAAAGAUGGUACAUUCGUACGAUGCAAGAUCGUUACUGGAGUUUGGAGGCUGGCAGUGGUAUCCAAGCGUCCGAUCACAAGCGCUCCUCGAACGCUCUCUUCGACUUAGUCUGGCAGCCUGAGGACGGAACGGUUGCACUCCGGGCCAACAAUGGCAAGUUCCUGGCGACGAAGCGCUCUGGACACUUGUACGCCAAUGCUGAUUCCCUGAAUAAUGGCGACUCGGACGUUUGCAAUUACUACUUCUACCUCAUGAACAGACCCGUUUUGGUUCUUCGAUGCGAGCAAGGCUUCGUUGGACCCAAAAGUACUGCUAGUCCAAAGUUAGAGUGCAAUAAAGCUAGUUAUGAAACUAUUCGAGUUGAGCGCUGCGAACGUGGAGUCGUCAGAUUUAAAGGUCAGAACGGCAAGUACUGGCACGCGGACAGUGAAGGCGUGACGGUGGAUUCUGAUAUGCCGUCCGAAGGAUUUUAUUUGGAGUUGCGAGAGCCAUCGCGUAUAUGUAUAAAGUGUACAGAUGGACGGUACUUAACAGCUGGAAAGAAUGGAGCUCUGCGUCUUGGAGAGUCAGAUUACGCGUCAGCAACAAAAUGGGAAUUUUAACAUGUAUCGCAUUACAUAUUGCCACACACCUAUUACCUCUUUUUAUAAGUAACAUCGCGCCCAGUAAAGGAUACGACGCUGAAAAUAAGUUCUGAUAAUGGCAUUGGCAAAUUGACAUUUUUUUACCAAAUCAACUCGAAAUUUUGCUAUUCAUAUAUCUCGUGUGCAAAAAGAAAACGCCGAUGUUUCCUAGGUUCCUAUAAAAUGCCUGUACGAUUUCGAUGGAGCUCGACAUAAGACUACAAUUCAUUCCAAUUUUUGAUGCAUUUUUACUAUUUAUGUAUAGUAAGAAAAGCGUCAUGUUAGUUUUUCAUUAAUCGCAAUUUUACUGACUGACAUGUAGCUUCAUUUUUACUGUAUACGCGCAUUUUUGUACCAAAUAGAUGUUACGUAAAUGUAAGGAUAAGAUAUACGUUUUUAUAAACAACGAUUAAAUUUAUUAUUUAUCAGUCACCGAUCAAAGUAGACUUCGAUCACCAAAAUAUUUAAUAUUGCAUUUUGUGACUGACGAAAUUUGAUACAAUUUUUAUAUGAUAUUAAUAACAUGGUUUUAUAUGAGUCUCACUUAAUAUAAUACAUGUGCAUAUUGGGGCAUUUUAUAUAAUAAUGUCCUGAUAUUAAAAUAUAUAGGUCAAAUCUAUAUUUUACCAAAAUUUUCUGUCAAUUUUUCAAAAUCAAAUUUUCAUUCUAAACAUGUGUCUGAACUUCGUAUUUGUUGAAGAGCACCUAGAGGUCCUUAUUUAAAUAAAUUAGAAGCGCCUAGAAAUAUUGUGAACCUAGUGCUUCCUUAAAAAAAUAGUAUUCUUAAGUGAGUUACUUAUGAAGAGUACCACGUUUGUAAAUUUUAUUCCUUAAUUUAUUAGUUGAAAAAUUAUUAUUAGUUGCUUAAAUUUUUUUUAGUAUUUAAUUUAAUUUAAAAAUUCCUAAGUGUCGAAUUACAUGAAAUUUUCCAUUCUCCCAAACUUGACACUGACACUUUCUAUUUAUUUUUAAGCAACUUAGUGCUUUGAUGUUUUCACAAAAUUUCAAAAAAAAAUUUGACGCCUCUCAAUGACUGAAAAAAACAAAAAUUUAGGCACACGUUUAAGUCGAGAUAAGAAAAUUAACUUUUGCUCUAUGAUUGAGAAAAAUUGAACAUAAAAUUUUUGCUGAAAUGUUGCAAUAUAUAUUUGAUCCCACUUGAUUUAUUUUUAAUGUUAUGUCUGAAAAAAAACUUGGACUUGAUUGAUUUUAAUUGUUUAUUUUAAAAAUAUUCAUAUAUAGCACUUUAAUGGCAUAAAAUUAAAUAUUUUUUUUAUUUUUUAUUAGUGACAAUAUUCUAUUUAUAGUGUAAUAUUAAAUGCAAACAAUUGUUUAUAAUUGUUUCUAUACGAUAUAUGUAAACUUAGCUUUAUUCACUAUGACACUUCACUAAUUGAAGAAACAUAAUCAUCGUUGGCUCGCUUUCAAAUAAACAAAUUUCUGUCAAAAAAAAA
Leptopilina heterotoma is the source of this 3647-nucleotide messenger RNA. It is a transcript of the gene singed, whose product is annotated as protein singed. Gene Ontology annotation, molecular function: actin filament binding; protein-macromolecule adaptor activity. The transcript is spliced from 8 exons. Lineage: Eukaryota; Metazoa; Arthropoda; Insecta; Hymenoptera; Figitidae. The record is from RefSeq and is a predicted model, not a curated record. The coding region runs from base 610 to 2172 and encodes 520 amino acids. Gene Ontology annotation, cellular component: actin cytoskeleton; cytoplasm. Gene Ontology annotation, biological process: establishment or maintenance of cell polarity; cell migration; actin filament bundle assembly.